Molecule: messenger RNA, 2472 nt
Organism: Candida dubliniensis CD36
Lineage: Eukaryota; Fungi; Ascomycota; Pichiomycetes; Serinales; Debaryomycetaceae
Exons: 1
Coding region: 1-2472 (823 amino acids)
Biological process (GO): nucleobase-containing compound metabolic process; establishment of sister chromatid cohesion
Cellular component (GO): nucleus
Molecular function (GO): DNA binding; ATP binding; DNA helicase activity
Source: RefSeq, a predicted model, not a curated record
AUGGUGUCUGAAUCAUGUUCAAGAAACUAUAACCAUCCAUAUACUCCAUAUGAUAUUCAAAUCCAGUUGAUGGAUGCCAUAUAUGAUACUAUUGAGAAUGGCUAUAAAAUAGGAUUAUUUGAGAGUCCCACUGGAACAGGUAAAACCUUGUCUAUAAUAUGUUCAUCAAUGACGUGGUUACGAAAUUUUAAACGAAAUAACACAUUUCUAGAGACAGGCCCUAAAGUUGAAAAUGGAAAUGAGGGUGAUAGUGAGAGUGAUAGCGAAGAUGAUGAACCUGAAUGGGUCAAACAAGCCUAUCGAAGCUCAAUUGUGAACCGAUCGAAAAACAAAUUAAUUGAAUAUGAACAUUAUUUGGACAAAAUGGAAAAGGAACAUACCCAGAAUAAACGAAAGGAAGAAGAACUAAAAGAAGCAGUACAUAAAAGACGCAAAGCAGCAGCAUUGGAUCUGGCAGAAGAAUCUUUUUUGCCAAUGGAUUAUUAUAGUGAUUCAGAAAUUGGUAAAACUGAAGAUCAAAAUCUAGCUAUCACCAAAGAGAUAAAUCGACUUUUGAAAAAAGUUGAAAAUAAAGAAGAAGUAUCUUAUAUUAAUGAAUGCCCAAUAAAGAUAUUUUUCUCUUCACGUACCCAUUCACAAUUGAAUCAGUUCUCGAGUCAAUUGAGAUUAACAAAUUUCCAAGCAUCAUUUGAAGAUCUAGAAGAACGUACGAAAUAUAUCCCAUUAGGAUCGAGAAAACAGCUUUGUAUCAAUGAUAAAGUUAGAGCAAAGGGCAACGAUCAGAGUGUUAAUGAUGCAUGUAUUGAUUUACAACGUGAAACUAAUGGAUGUCAAUACUUACCAAAGAAUUAUAUGAUGUCUAAUGCUACCAAAGAAUUUGCUGAUUUAAGUUUGGCUAAAAUUAGAGAUAUAGAGGAUUUGAACCAACUAGGUACUGAACUAAAUAUUUGUCCUUAUUAUUCAGUACGGAAAGGGAUAGAUAUGACAGAAAUUAUAUCAUUGCCAUACCAAAUGAUAUUUCAAGAUACAACGAGAAAGAUAUUGAAUUUGGAUAUAAAGGAUUCAAUAAUUAUAAUCGAUGAGGCCCAUAAUAUUAUUGAUGUAAUAACUUCAAUGUAUUCUAUAAAAGUUACCCUGGACCAAUUGAAUAAAGUAAUAAAAUCAUUAAAAGUAUAUUUAAACAAAUUUCUUAAAAGAUUAAAUAGUGGGAAUAGAAUCAAUUUAAUGAAAUUGAUCAAAAUUUGUCAAAUUCUACUCAAAUUUUUAAAUAAUAAUCAAGGGUCAGUUAAAUCUGGUGAUGAAAUACAAAUACAAGAUAUAUUCAAAGAUUCUACUGGUGAUUUAGUUAAUAUUCAUAAAUUAGAUGAAUUUUUAACCAAAUCUAAAAUUGCUUAUAAAAUCGAAUCUUAUAUUGAAAAAAUUGAAUUAGAAACUGGGAUGAAAAAAAGUAGUUCUAAUCCACUUUUAUUUACCAUUAUAAAGUUUUUAAAAACUUUAACAAAUUUAUCUAAAGAAGGGAAAUUUUUCUGGGAUAAUGAAAAUGGAUCAAUUUCAUUAAAUUAUAUGUUAUUAGAUCCUAGUGCUAUAUUCAAAGAAAUUGUUGAUCAAGCAAAAUGUGUUUUAUUAUGUGGUGGGACAAUGGAGCCAAUGGCAGAUUAUAUGGACUAUUUAUUCCCCACUGUACCUACAAAUAAAAUCAACACUUUUGCUUGUGGACAUGUAAUCCCCAAGGAAAACCUUGAAGUGUUCCCAGUUAGUCAAUGGAAUGAUACAAAUUUUGAAUUUCUGUUUCAAAAAAGAAAUGAUCCAAAGCAAUUGACUUCAUUGGGUGAAUUUCUCAUUGAAAUUACUAAACGAGUUCCCUAUGGAGUUGUUAUAUUUUUCCCUAGUUAUAAAUAUUUGGAUCAAGUUUUACAAUUUUGGAAAAAUACUGGGAUUUUAUCAUCUAUUGAAUCAAAUAAAACGAUAUUUAGAGAACCUACAGAUCCAUCAAAUGUAGAAAAAGUAUUAAGUCAGUAUGGUUACAUAAUUCAAACUGAACGUAAGGGAGCAAUGUUGUUUUCUGUAGUUGGUGGUAAGAUGUCUGAAGGGAUAAAUUUUUCAGACGAUUUAGCAAGAGCAGUGAUCAUGGUGGGGUUACCAUAUCCCAAUGCAUAUUCUGGAGAAAUGGUAACUAAAAGAAAGUUUAUUGAAACUUCCGUGUUGAAAAAUGGUGGCACGGCUAACGAUGCUAGAGAAAAAUCAAAGAAUUAUUAUGAAAAUCUUUGUAUGAGAGCAGUUAAUCAAAGUAUUGGUCGAAGUAUAAGACAUGUUAAUGAUUAUUCUAUUAUUUAUUUAGUAGACAGACGAUUUUCAUUCCCCAGAAUACAAAAUAAACUAAGUCAAUGGGUGAAAGAAAGAAUAUCCACCACCACCAACAACAACGCAUACAUUAUGGAGUCAACCACUGAUUUUUUCAAUAUAAUUAGAUAG